AUGCUUCUGCCCCUGCCGAAGGUGCUGCUCGCCCUACUUCUACCCACGUUCCUGGCAGUGGGAGGAGCCAGGCCGAAGGUCUGUUCCAGGGACCACAAUACCACCCUGCCUGCCCUACUGAGGCUUUCCAGCUGCCUGCUGGCCAACUACAACAAGGGCGUGCGACCGGUGCAGGACUGGAGGAAGCCAACCACCGUGUUCAUUGAUGUCAUGGUCUACUCCAUCAUCAACGUGGAUGAGAAGAAUCAGGUGUUGACCACGUACAUCUGGUACCGGCAGUGCUGGAAGGAUGAGCUCCUCCAGUGGGACCCCGAGGACUUCGACAACGUCACCAAGUUGUCCAUCCCCACGGACAGCAUCUGGGUCCCCGACAUUCUCAUCAAUGAAUUUGUGGACGUGGGGAAGUCCCCAUAUAUCCCAUACGUGUAUGUCCAGCAAGAUGGUGACAUCCAUAACUACAAGCCCCUCCAGGUGGUGACCGCCUGCAGCCUCGACAUCUAUAACUUCCCCUUCGACGUUCAGAACUGCUCUCUCACCUUCACAAGCUGGCUGCACACUAUCCAGGACAUCAACAUCUCCCUGUGGCGCAAUCCCGAGAAGGUGAAGUACGACAAGAGUGUGUUCAUGAACCAGGGCGAGUGGGAGCUGCUGGGGGUGCUGCCGCAGUUCCAGCAGUUCAGCAUCGAGGGCAGCGAGUACUAUGCGGAGAUGAAGUUCCACGUGGUUAUCCGCCGGCGGCCCCUAUUCUAUGCGGUCAGCCUUCUGCUGCCCAGCAUCUUCCUCAUGGUCAUGGACAUCGUGGGCUUCUACCUGCCCCCAGAGAGUGGAGAAAGAGUCUCCUUCAAGAUCACGCUCCUACUGGGCUAUUCCGUCUUCCUCAUCAUCGUUUCAGACACGCUGCCCGCCACGGCCAUUGGCACGCCCCUCAUUGGCGUUUACUUCGUGGUGUGCAUGGCCCUGCUGGUGAUAAGCUUGGCCGAGACCAUCCUCAUCGUGCGGCUGGUGCACAAACAGGACCUGCAGCAGCCAGUGCCCCCCUGGCUGCGGCGCCUGGUGCUCCAGAGGCUCGCCACGCUGCUUUGCCUGGGGGAGCGCCCCACUUCCCCGAGGCUCUCCGUCCCCACCCCGGCUGCCAAGAUGGACGAGGGCUCAGCCGUGGGAAACCACUGCAGCUCUUUGGCAGGACCCCGGGACUUGGAGAAGACCCCUCGGGGCCUGGGCAGCCCUCCCCCUCCCCCUCGGGAUGCCUCGCUGGCUGUGCGUGGGCUGCUGCAGGAGCUGUCCACCAUCCGGCACUUCCUGGAGAAGCGGGACGAGAGCCGGGAGGUGGCCCGGGAUUGGCUGCGCGUGGGCUCCGUGCUGGACAGGCUGCUCUUCCGCAUCUACCUGCUGGCGGUGCUGGCCUACAGCAUCACCCUGGUCACACUCUGGUCCAUCUGGCAGUACUCCUGA
Molecule: messenger RNA, 1452 nt
Organism: Echinops telfairi (small Madagascar hedgehog)
Lineage: Eukaryota; Metazoa; Chordata; Mammalia; Afrosoricida; Tenrecidae
Gene: HTR3A
Product: 5-hydroxytryptamine receptor 3A
Exons: 9
Coding region: 1-1452 (483 amino acids)
Biological process (GO): monoatomic ion transmembrane transport; regulation of membrane potential; signal transduction
Cellular component (GO): neuron projection; postsynaptic membrane; synapse
Molecular function (GO): extracellular ligand-gated monoatomic ion channel activity; transmembrane signaling receptor activity; neurotransmitter receptor activity
Source: RefSeq, a predicted model, not a curated record